Colius striatus (speckled mousebird) is the source of this 3183-nucleotide messenger RNA. RefSeq names its product taste receptor type 1 member 1-like. The record is from RefSeq and is a predicted model, not a curated record. Bases 1 to 2949 code for a protein of 982 amino acids. Gene Ontology annotation, biological process: regulation of transcription by RNA polymerase II; sensory perception of umami taste; G protein-coupled receptor signaling pathway. Lineage: Eukaryota; Metazoa; Chordata; Aves; Coliiformes; Coliidae. Gene Ontology annotation, molecular function: RNA polymerase II transcription regulatory region sequence-specific DNA binding; G protein-coupled receptor activity; DNA-binding transcription factor activity, RNA polymerase II-specific. The transcript has 13 exons. Gene Ontology annotation, cellular component: membrane; nucleus.
AUGCCGCCGCCCGCCCUGCUCGGGCUGUGCCUGUGCGCCGUCGCCGCCGCCUCCAGCCGCCGCGGCGAUUACCGGCUGGCCGGGCUGUUCCCGCUGCACGGCCCGGCGCCGCCCGCCGCCCGCCCGCUGCUGCCCGGCUGCGACUCCGCCGGCAGCUUCAGGAGACACGGCUACUGCCUGUCCCAGGCCAUGCGCUUCACCGUGGAGGAGAUCAACAACUCCAGCGCCCUCCUCCCAAACGUCACCCUGGGCUACGACAUCCACGACAGCUGCUCGGAGUCCGCCAGCCUGCACGCCGUGCUGCGGGCCCUGGCCAGGAAAGGGGCGCAGGAGGUCGAGCUGCUGCCCCCCCUUUGCCGCUACGAGCCCGAGGCCGUGGCUGUCAUCGGGCCCGACAGCACCGAGCUGGCCAUCGGCACUGCCGCCGUCCUCGGCUUCUUCCUCGUCCCGGAGAUCAGCUAUGAAGCCUCCCUGGAGGCGCUGAGCCUGAAGCAGCUGUACCCCUCGUUCCUGCGCACUGUCCCCAGCAACACGCAGCAGGUGAAGGCCAUCCUCCUGCUGCUGCAGCAGUUCCACUGGACCUGGGUCGCGCUCCUGGGCAGCGACAACGCCUACGGCAGGGAUGGCUCCAAUGCCCUCUACAAGCUGCUGGCUGCCAGCCCCAUGUGCGUCGCCUACCGAGGCACCAUCCCCAGCAACACGGGCGCUGGCAGCCCCGAGCUCCACAGCCUGGUGAGGACCCUCAUGAACGCCAGGGUCAACGUCACCAUCGUGUUCGCCAACAAGAGGAGCGCCCGCCUCUUCUUCGAGGUGGUGGUGCAGAGGAACGUCACGGGCAUGGUGUGGGUGGGCUCCGAAGACUGGUCCACAGCCUCAGCAGUCUGGCAGGUGCCCGGCAUCCAGAGGAUUGGCUCGGUGAUCGGGAUGGCGGUGCAGAGGACGGAUCCCACAAUGCUGGAGCGCUUUGAGUUGUGGAAGCUGGCAGAGGACCGGGCUGCGGCCGCUCGUGCCCACGGCAGCGGGGCAGGAGGGGACAGCGCCUGGCCAGACUGCACUCAGCACUGCCCCGGCUGCCCUGCUGCCUCUGACGUGUAUGACGCCCAGGCCGCCUUCAACGUGUACUCGGCCGUGUACGCCGUGGCCCAUGGCCUCCACGACCUGCUGGGCUGUGCCUCAGGGGCCUGCAGCAAAGGCAGAGUCUAUCCCUGGCAGCUCCUACAGAAGAUCAAGCAAGUAAACUUCACUCUGUACACGAGCCACAUCUCAUUCGAUGCCAAUGGGGACGUUCACAAAGGCUACGACGUCAUCACGUGGAACUGGAGUGGCCCGAGCUGGGCUGCCAGCGUGAUAGGAACCUUCCAUGUGGACCCUGACAGGCUGAGCAUUGACCAGGACAAGAUCCUGUGGCACACAAAAGAUCGCCAGGCCCCCCCCUCGCUGUGCUCCCAGCGCUGCCAGCCCGGGCAGAGGCGGCUGCAGCAGAACCAGCACCGAUGCUGCUUCAUGUGCGUGACCUGUCUGCCAGGAACCUUCCUGAACAGAUCAGGCCACCCCCCCGGCCCCGGACGCGGCGGCGGCGGGCGGCGGGCGGGGGGACGGCGGCGCCGAGGCCGUGCCCGAGGAGAGCGUCGUGCAGAGCGAAAAAAGUCCCCCCCCGGGGAAGGCGCCCGGCAGCACGGGGACGCCGGGGAGCAGAAAAGGAAACACACUGGAGAAAAGCCAUUUGAAUGUUCCAAAUGCGGCAAGUGUUACUUCAGGAAAGAGAAUCUCCUGGAACACGAAGCCAGGAACUGCAUGAACCGCUCUGAGCAGGUUUUCACGUGCUCGGUCUGCCAGGAGGUGUUCAAGAGGCGGAUGGAGCUGCGGCUGCACAUGGUGUCACACACCGGGGAGAUGCCGUACAAGUGCUCCUCGUGUGCCCAGCAGUUCAUGCAGAAGAAGGACCUGCAGAGCCACAUGAUCAAGCUGCACGGGGCGCCGAAGCCCCACGCGUGCUCGACCUGCUCCAAGUGCUUUCUGUCUCGGACAGAGCUGCGCCUGCACGAGGCCUUCAAGCACCGGGGAGAGAAGCUGUUUGUCUGCGAGGAGUGUGGGCACAGGGCCUCGAGCCGCAACGGCCUGCAGAUGCACAUCAAGGCCAAGCACAGGAACGAGCGGCCCUACGUCUGCGAGUUCUGCCACCACGCCUUCACGCAGAAAGCCAACCUCAACAUGCACCUGCGCACGCACACGGGCGAGAAGCCCUUCCAGUGCCACCUCUGCGGCAAGACCUUUCGCACACAAGCCAGCCUGGACAAGCACAACCGGACCCACACCGGGGAGCGACCCUUCAGCUGCGAGUUCUGCGACCAGCGCUUCACGGAGAAGGGGCCGCUGCUGAGGCACAUCACCAGCCGGCACCAGGAGGGGAGGCCCCACUUCUGCCAGAUCUGUGGGAAGACGUUCAAAGGUAACGGCAGGGGCGUGGAGCCCCUCCACAGACCACUCCCCACCCCUAGCGCGGGCUGGCGCGGCGGGGAGCGCGUGUGGCGCGGUGCCCCUGCCAGCGGGCUCUCCCUCCCUCCCUCCUCAGCCGUGGAACAGCUGCGUGUCCACGUGCGCCGGCACAAGGGCGUGAGGAAGUUCGAGUGCACCGAGUGCGGGUACAAGUUCACGCGGCAGGCUCACCUGAGGCGCCACAUGGAGAUCCACGACCGCGUGGAGAACUACAGCCCCCGCCAGCGCAAGCUGCGGAACCUGGUCAUCGAGGACGAGAAGGCCGUGGUGGUGGCGCUGCAGCCGCCCCCCGAGCUGCAGGUGGGCUCGGCUGAGGUGAUCGUGGAGUCACUGGCCCGCAGCUCCCUGCCCGAGGAGCUCCCUGUGCAGAGGCUCUGCUCCAACGAGAACUUCUCCACGGCAGAUGUGAUGGAGCAGUCGCUCAUUAUAGCGACCACGAUUCCCAAGGACUGACUGUGCCACGUAGCGCUGCGUGUCCUGCUGGGCCCAGCGCCGCAGCACCGGGGCUGCCUGCCCGGCUCCUGCUGUGCAGCUGCCCCUUCCCUCUGCCCCACACAGCACCCCAGGGCUGGCAGGGACAUGAUGUUGGGAUCAGGUGGAAUCGGGUCACACGUGGAGAAACACAAGGUGAAGUUGCUCAGCAUGGCAAAUUCAAUAAACGUUCCUGUGCUGUAUGAGGGGCUGUGA